Messenger RNA from Pseudocercospora fijiensis CIRAD86, 966 nucleotides. RefSeq lists its product as uncharacterized. Lineage: Eukaryota; Fungi; Ascomycota; Dothideomycetes; Mycosphaerellales; Mycosphaerellaceae. The record is from RefSeq and is a predicted model, not a curated record. The coding region runs from base 1 to 966 and encodes 321 amino acids. The transcript is spliced from 15 exons.
AUGUGGGAUACAGCUCAAACUCGGUGUAGCUGUAUGGGUGGCAGUCACCAUUGGGUGAUUGGGUCAAACGCGAAGUGUAAGAAUGAUCUAGACGGCUCUUCUCAAAGACAUGAGCUGACAUGUAACGUGACGAGGCGGCAAUCGAUGCAAACGACGCGAGCUAAACCAAAGCAAUGCUUCGGGAAUCCGCUGUGCCAACGCGGCAGCAGCGGCCAAUCAUCCAAGAGAUAUGGAAUCGAUGUGCGUUUGCUGCCAGAGGGAAUGACCGCCCGCUUUAGCGCGCCACGAGGUCGGGCGGUGACGUCGAGAGCAGGGAAAGGGGGUGAAUUCGUGGUGACGCUUGAUACCAAUAAUGAGGCCAACGAAAAAUCAAUGACAGUGUGGGAAGAAGAAGAAGAGGAGGAGGAGGAGGAGGAUGGGGAAGGAGAGGAGCGGUGGGCUUCGAUGGCGAGCAUUCCGCGCCCGCCGCCCCGACCCAGACCCAGACCGCCUUCCGCGUCGUUCUCUGCUGUUCUCAGACAGCACGCUGUUCGCGAUGCGUCCUGCGUCCAUUUGCCCUUGCCCGGUCUCGACGGUCUUGAUCCAAUUGGCCACAAUGGCGGUGCCUCGCAGGAUGCCUGGACGAGAUUCACGAGAAGUUUGAAAACACGACAGGUCGACUUUCUCACAGUCACCGUACCGUCCUGGGGCGCCCUUCCGAAGUUCCGACCUGCUCUUCGCCGUCUGUCCUUCGUCGUGGCCCACGGCCCACGGCCCACGUCUCUCCGGGGCGACGCGACCUGCUGUGCUUUCGCGUUUUCACGCGUUCGACAUGGCCAGGAUGGCCUGUACACCUCGGCAAGUACCGCCAGGCGUUUCCGUGUUUCCUGCAACACCACCCUCGGCCCUUCCUCCCCCCAAGCCGGUUAUGCAUAUAAGGAGGACAGACCGGAUCCACUCUCCCCUUAUCAACAACGCGAUACAUAG